GUUUGAUUUUGAUACCAUAGCCAUUGCUACAGAUAAUUUUUCUCUUGAAAACAAGCUUGGACAAGGUGGUUUUGGUUCUGUUUACAAGGGUAGACUGGGUGAGGGUCAAGAAAUAGCAGUAAAAAGACUCUCAAAGAACUCUGGACAAGGAGUUGAAGAAUUCAAGAAUGAGGUUAGAUUGAUUGCAAGGGUGCAACACAGAAAUCUUGUCAGGCUUCUUGGUUGCUGUGUUGACAUGGACGAGAAGAUGCUAAUUUAUGAAUACAUGGAACAUAGAAGCCUGGAUUCUGUUUUAUUCAACAAGAACAGGAGUUCCUUACUGAAUUGGCAAAGGCGGUUCAACAUCAUUUGUGGGAUUGCUAGAGGACUUCUUUAUCUUCAUUAUGAUUCCAGAUUUAGAAUCAUCCACAGAGAUCUAAAGGCAAGCAACAUUUUGGUUGAUGGACAAAUGAAUCCGAAAAUUUCAGAUUUUGGCAUGGCUAGAAUUUUCGGUAAUGAUCAAAAUGAAGCAAAUACCAAGAGAGUAGUUGGAACCUAUGGAUAUAUGUCUCCUGAAUAUGCAAUGGAUGGGCUAUUCUCAGCUAAAUCAGAUGUUUUUAGCUUUGGUGUUCUAGUAUUGGAGAUUGUGAGUGGUAGCAAGAACCGAGGAUUUUUUCAGGCAAACAGUGAGCUAAACCUUCUUGGACAUGCAUGGAGAUUGUGGAAGGAAGGGAGGGGAUUGGAAUUAUUAGAUCCCGUAGUGGGUAAUUCAUACCCGGAGCAAGAAGUAUUAAGAUGCAUACAUGUUGGCCUUCUGUGUGUGCAAGAGAGAGCAGAAGACCGACCAACAAUGCACUCUGUGAUUUUGAUGUUAAGCAGUGAAACAGCAGUAAUGCCUAGGCCUAAAACACCCGGAUUCUGCCUGCUAGGAAGAAAUGCUGUUGAAACUGAUUCACUUUCGAGUAAGAAAGAUGAAACAUUCACCGUGAACCAAGUCACCGUUACAAUGCUAGAUGCAAGAUAGUGAAGGGAAUCACAUAACCUCAUCUGGCACAUUUGUAUAUCCGAAAAUAUUUUCUCAAUGUAGAUUUUUUGCAACUGCUGCCAAUUUUUGUUGAAGUUUGAUUACAGUAGGCUGUUCAAACUUGAAAAUAUAUCUCCUUUAAAUUUUGUUGAAGGCAAUGCCAUGAUUUUAAAGCCGCAGAUGAUCAUUUGUUUGAUUUGUAGAGUCGUCUUCUAGAUCUUUGUUUAUGUGAAAGAAAAUAGAAUAGGGAACAUGGACACACAAAUUUGGUUUAAGUCAUGGAGAUUUGUCUUUGAAUAUUUUUUUGAAUCAUAUACACUUUCGCAAUGUAUAAAAUCAAGAAAUGAUGAGAUGAAAUAUGUUCUGCUCUUGAAACUCCCCAUUAGUUUCCCUUCAAAUCAAACGCAUAUGAAGAUGAAAAAGUGUCAGUGUAUUUUGAGAUGGCAUAUGCCGUACAAUACUAACCAACUUUAUUUUUUUAAUAUUGAGGAUGAUAUUCGAACAUCACACCACCACACUAGCAUGAGAAGUCGUAACAAGGAAGAGGUGGCCACUAAGCCACAGCCACAGCGACAGUCACAGGGAUGUUCUCGCUUUGCAUUGUACUGUUGAAGCUAUUCAGAUAUGAAGAUAUCUAUAGAGUCAAUGAAGUGACUGUCACUAC
Messenger RNA from Rubroshorea leprosula, 1667 nucleotides. Lineage: Eukaryota; Viridiplantae; Streptophyta; Magnoliopsida; Malvales; Dipterocarpaceae. The record is from the annotation of a GenBank genome assembly.